UUGUGACGUCACUACUGUUUGAGGGUGUGUUGCAAGCGGCAGCGAAGGUGUCCAGGCCAAACAGUCGUCUUUUCAACAUCAGCCGGACUAAUGUGGAACCGUUACUAACUUGGACAUGGAUUUCAACUCUUUAUUCAACGAUACAGCUAUUCAGUUUUCGGACUUCCACGAGUUCACGUUUCUUCCUGGACACCAGAAGUUGUCUGAGCGAGUAAGAAAGCGACUGUAUUAUGGCCUGGAUCAAGAUGUGUCCCUUGAAGUUCUCUCCUCCCCAGUGACGGAUAUAGCUGUUGAAAUCUUCCAGAAAAAUGCCCCGAGCCCAAUACGGAAACUACACAAGAAGUAUGCUGCGCAUGUUGCCAGGGAGGCUUGCAUUUCACCAUGUGCCAUGAUGCUGGCUCUGGUUUACAUCGAAAGGCUCCGUCACAGAAACCCUGAAUACCUGCAAAAGAUUUCCUCUUCUGACCUCUUCCUGAUCUCCAUGAUGGUUGCCAGCAAGUAUUUGUAUGACGAAGGGGAGGAAGAAGAGGUUUUCAAUGACGAGUGGGGAACAGCUGGGAAACUGGACGUUAAUACGGUUAACAAGCUGGAGAUGAAUUUCCUGAACGCCAUUGAGUGGAGUCUCUUUACAGAGUCAAAAGACUUCUUUGAUGCCCUGAGCCAACUAGAGACCAGCAUUGCAGAGCGUCAGGGCAUGAAGCGAGGCUGGUUUACCUACACUGACCUAUGUGUGUUACUUGAGCAAUCAACAUGGAGCCAAGCACUUACAGCAAUCUACCAGCACUUUACCAAGGUCUCCUGUAUGCUCGGAUUUUUGUACCUGACGAGUGUGGCUGGCCUCAUUGCCAGCAGCACCGUGCUGCACCAACUCUCUCUCUUUCCAAGCGGCCACACUCUAUUGCCACGCCCCACAAACGUCUCCCCGGCACACUUUCGCACCACAGAAGCUCCCGCCGCACUCCACCACCUCCCCUGUUGCACUCCCACCAACGAGAGUCUGAACGGUCACACCAAAGUGCUUGGAGUGAGCCGACCUCACAGUCCAGAUUCUGUCCAGGCCACCCCAAAGACAUCCAUCGUGUAUCUCUGGAGCUCACUGCUCACCUCCGUGGACUCCACAUGUCCAGAAAUAGAGUCGGAUUCCACAGCUUCCACUUUUUGUCGAGGCUGUCAUAGCAGCCUUCCUCAACCGCAGUGUUUGCUGAGGAACGGCUCGACCGUGUUCACCCAUCAUGCAUCAUGGCUGACCUCCAUCUUCCUUGAAGGCGCUAACUCCAACCUAGCAAUGUUUCCACCUGUGCAGCUGGAACUUAGUCAUCCACAAUUGUUGUUACCUGUAGACAAGACCCAAGCGCUCCUCAUGCCCGGCUAGCAGCCGACAGAUCCAGCUGCUAAAUCAAAGAAAUAGAAAGGAAACCAGCACAGUUUUUAUAACAACCAUACAUUUUUAUUUACAUGAAUCAUAUCUAGAACACACAGGAAGUGCACAUCUCAUAUUUCACUAGUGUGUAAAAACCCUUCAGUCACUUUCUUUGACUGCAGAGAUCAUUAUUUUAAGAGGAUUUGCACUGCUUUUCUUUUGUUGGGCUGCAACUAAGCUAGUUUGCCUGAUAUUUGCUUGAAAAUGUAAGGAUUUUGUGAUGAGUGCUGUGAACGAUCGCCGCUAAAAAGGGUUUAAGUAAGUUGGGUUAAGUGACGGUGCUGGGCGAGAAGAACAAAUAUAACCGACCGGUUUAGUUUCAGGCUUUGUUUUCACUGCAAUACAUUUUUUUCUUGUCACAAACAGGUCACACCUGCACAAGGCUGUAAGCACUGUUCUAAAUAGAAAAGAGACAUGCUAAACCUUAAUGUGUUCACCUUAAUGGCUGCAUACAGAAAUCUUAAAGUGACAGUUUGCAAUUUGCUGUAAGUUAAAUUUUUACGUUUAAGAACACCAGCUAAAUUCUGUUAACAUUUGUAGUUAAAAAAUAUUUUUGGCACAAAUACCAUUUAUAUUGAAUAAAAAAUGUUUGUCGUCCCAGGAUUAAGACUGCCGUUACGUGCACACUCAGAGCGUGUCCAGGGAUGUAACGAUAAAAAAUAUUAAUGAUAACUAAAGAAAAACUCCCGACGUAUAGUAUUGCCAUUUUAAAUGAAAAUGAUUUUAAAAAAAAACGCCAUUGAUAAUUGCUCUUUGGUAAACUCACAGACUAGCUUAAAUGCUAACAUAAAAUCAAGAGACAUUAACGUCUUUCCCCAUUAAGAAACGACAUACCUCAAUCCAAAGACAUUGCUGUCUGCCAAACUAAGCUAUUCAAUUGUGCACAUCGAGCCUACAAACUGUGCUCUCUUAAAACAGAAUGCUCGUUCUAUACUCUAGAGGUUUUUUUUACGGUGCGUUCAAGGACUGCUGAACAGAGUAGGAGGCAACUUCUCCCCACCAGAAAACAAUAAUAGAUUUUAUUUGGUACGUACAUUCAUUUGAAUAAAUCUUACAGUGCUAAUGUACAAACUACUAUUUACAAAAUAAAAGCGGUCAGGUGCAAGCCUGGCUCAGGGAGGAGGAUGCCCCUGCCAUGCAGAGUCCCCAGGGAUUGUACCAUCUAGUCCUUUAAACAAAUACAAAUUCUACAAAAUAAAAGCUUAGCCAUUAAAAAGGAUAUAAUAUGAAGACAAACAUUAUCAGUGAAGCGUAAGAAACACAAACAUGUAAAAUAGUGGGUUUUAUAACAGUAUUUGUUUCGAUUAUUUAAGAAAAAGAUAACUCAGUCAAAAUAUUUCAGUGUGUAAGGGUACUUUUUCUGCACAUUAAACAAUACCACGAUAAUAAUAACCGUGAUAUGAAAUGUUUUUAUGGUUACAUCCCAAAGCACGUCUUCAUACACAAAAGCAGUCCCAGAGAAGCAACUAACAAUUUGCAGUCAUGUUGUUAUGGUGGGAUGUACAUUUCAACGGUAACUAACCUUUGCCAAAUCGCUAUCAUUAGUUGACAACAAAGGGUGGAAUAGAUCGAGAUUAGAACACUUUGGAAAGUUAGCGCCGUUAAGACAUCUGCGUAAGGUUUGCAAACAGUCACAUUAAACCAGUGGUGUCAAACGUACGGCCCGAGGGCCGGAUCGGUCCCGUGAACAGAUUUAAUCCGGCCCAUGGGAUGAGUUUGCUAAGUAUAGAAAUUAACCUGAAAUGUUUUAAUGAAAGAAACAGCUGUUCCAAAUGUGUCCACUAGAUUUCACAAUAGCAAUUAUUUGUAGAUUAUGCUACAUAUGUAAUAAAUAAACCACAUGAUGUGAGUACAUAAGUCGAGGAAAAUUAUCAAACUACAUAAAUAACAUACUGUAAUUUGAUUUUGAUAUAAUUUUUUUGUCUUGAUUAAAAAUUAACACCAAUAAGUUGAUUCAUGAAAAUUAUCACAUAAUUUGUUCAGAAAAUAUAAAUAACAAUUAAAGUAUAUAUACUAUUAACCGCAACAGGUAAUUGUAAAAAAACAA
Nerophis lumbriciformis (worm pipefish) is the source of this 3467-nucleotide messenger RNA. It is a transcript of the gene cnppd1, whose product is annotated as cyclin Pas1/PHO80 domain containing 1. Gene Ontology annotation, biological process: regulation of cyclin-dependent protein serine/threonine kinase activity. Gene Ontology annotation, molecular function: protein kinase binding; cyclin-dependent protein serine/threonine kinase regulator activity. Gene Ontology annotation, cellular component: nucleus; cyclin-dependent protein kinase holoenzyme complex. The record is from RefSeq and is a predicted model, not a curated record. Lineage: Eukaryota; Metazoa; Chordata; Actinopteri; Syngnathiformes; Syngnathidae.